Molecule: messenger RNA, 709 nt
Organism: Paraglomus occultum
Lineage: Eukaryota; Fungi; Glomeromycota; Glomeromycetes; Paraglomerales; Paraglomeraceae
Source: the annotation of a GenBank genome assembly
UGAAUUCAAUGAUCUCUCACACAUUGACAGCAAUUCUCUAUUUGAUGGCGACACUACGCCCAAAGGCGCCGCUCCUGCUAAUUCUAGUAAUUAUCCCAAUCCAGCACGAUUAAUCGAUGACGUUGUUCAUACGAUAUGUACUGGGUUCGCUGGCCAGCAGACAGAUCAGACAGUUACUUUGCAAAUACUUAAAGUGCUCCUUACGUUUGUUACUUCAGACACUUGUCAAGUGCAUGGUAUUAGCUUAUUAAAGGUUAUUCAGACUUGCUGCAACAUAUAUUGUUUUACAAGGAAUGCAAUCCUUCAGGCCACAGCGAAGGCAGAAUUGACACAAAUGGCUAAUUUGAUUGUGACUAGAUGCGAGGAGUAUGCUGUACAAUUAGAAAAUUAUGAAACAUCAAAGAAGGCUGUGAAGAAUAACAAUGAACAAAAUGAGGAAGAAAAUUCGAAAAAAAGGAAUUCAGUUGAGGUUGAGAAUGCGACAGGUAAACAAGAAACACCACAGGCAUAUGUAGUUGCUGAAAGUAAUUCAAAGCCUGUAGAAUCUGAUAAAAGUGAAGAUUUAAUCAAUCAUAAGAAAAACGGUUCAAAUGAUAGUGCUGUUGAAUGGGCAGAUGCAACAGAGUCCCCAACAGGGGAUGUGGUAGACUCCGUCGUCAUUGAGAAGAGAGUAGCAAUUGAAGCUGACGAAGCACCUGAACCAGAACAA